This is a messenger RNA of Pelobates fuscus (common spadefoot toad), 1079 nucleotides long. RefSeq names its product JNK1/MAPK8 associated membrane protein (gene JKAMP). NCBI's taxonomy places the organism in Eukaryota, Metazoa, Chordata, Amphibia, Anura, Pelobatidae. Gene Ontology annotation, biological process: response to unfolded protein. The transcript has 7 exons. Gene Ontology annotation, molecular function: ubiquitin protein ligase binding. Gene Ontology annotation, cellular component: membrane. The coding region runs from base 73 to 1011 and encodes 312 amino acids. The record is from RefSeq and is a predicted model, not a curated record.
ACCCGGAAGUGGAGGUUAUGUCAGCAGCAGAGACACAGUGUGAGCUUCUCAGGGAACCCAGAGAGGAGCCCAAUGGCUGUAGAUAUACAAAGAACAUGCUUUGGCCUUUAUUGUGGGAAACCAAUUGUGGCAAUCAAUGGAACAACUGAAAUCUAUGGAGAUUGUGGAGUUUGCCCAAGAGGUCAGAGGACGAAUAUCACAACUAAAAUCUGUCAGAAAUGCAUGGAGUCCCCUGAGCUGUAUGACUGGCUGUACCUUGGGUUCAUGGCCAUGCUGCCAUUAAUAUUACAUUGGUUCUUUAUAGAAUGGUAUUCUGGUAAAAAGAGUUCCAGUGCCCUUUUCCAGCAUAUCACGGCCUUGUUGGAAUGUACCGCAGCUGCCCUGAUUACGUUACUUGUGAAUGAACCCGUUGGGUAUCUCUACAUUCGGUCCUGUCGGGUCCAGAUGCUUUCAGAUUGGUAUACGAUGCUUUACAAUCCCAGCCCUGAUUACGUGAACACUAUUCACUGCACGCAAGAAGCUGUCUAUCCUCUAUACACUAUUGUGUUUAUUUACUAUGCAUUUUGCUUGGUGCUGAUGAUGCUUUUGAGACCUCUUUUGAUAAAGAAGAUUGCCUGUGGACUGGGGAAAUCUGAUCGGUUUAAAAGCAUCUACGCUGCACUUUACUUUUUUCCCAUCCUAACUGUGAUACAGGCAGUAGGAGGCGGCCUGCUGUACUACGCCUUUCCGUACAUUAUUCUCGUAUUAUCUUUAAUAACUUUGGCUAUUUAUAUGUCUGCAUCAGAGAUUGAGUCUUUUAAGGAUCUCCUUGUGAAAAAGAAGCGUCUGGUUGUUCUUCUCAGUCACUGGCUAAUUCACGCCUAUGGCAUCAUCUCGAUUUCAAAGGUGGAGAAACUGGAACGGGACCUGCCCCUUCUUGCUUUGAUCCCAGGCCCUACACUCUUUUAUCUGCUUACUGCCAAAUUUACAGACCCGUCACGGAUACACCUGGAGGAGGGCAGCGGCCAUUAGCUCAUUAGCUGAGCAGCUUCUACAGGGACCCAGUAAGCUGUGAUGGCAGCAGGACACAUUUAGUUUUU